Dendronephthya gigantea is the source of this 4006-nucleotide messenger RNA. Its product is annotated as NACHT, LRR and PYD domains-containing protein 3-like. The transcript is spliced from 2 exons. Lineage: Eukaryota; Metazoa; Cnidaria; Anthozoa; Malacalcyonacea; Nephtheidae. The record is from RefSeq and is a predicted model, not a curated record. The coding region runs from base 531 to 3926 and encodes 1131 amino acids. Gene Ontology annotation, molecular function: protein binding. Gene Ontology annotation, cellular component: cytoplasm.
UUAAUUCAUACGAUAAAAUACAAACUUCAAAAACUGGAUUUUGUGUUUGACUCAAUAUCUAUAACUGAGAACAGGAUUUUACUGUCAAAGUUUCUGUGAUCAAAACUGCAAUUUUUCAUCGGAUAAAUCCUAAGUAUUUGAGGAAUUUAUUGUGCAAAUGUCAGGGUGAGAUUGCUCAGUGUUGAUAACUUUUUUGGUUCCACAGAUUUUUCCAGCAAAUUCUUUAAUACAAAGAAAAUAUCUUUGCACAUUUCCAGCUGUGAUGGCAGAUAUUUUGACAGUGUUUACCAGGUCCGAUGAUCCUUUUUUACAUCACUGCUGAAGAUCGCGAGUUUUAUGAAGAAGAUUCAUUCCAAAAUUCAUUUGGUAAACUCCACGAUAGCGUAGUUGAAACACAGAAUUCGUUGGCGGUUUAGCGUCUACCGUCAUGCUGUAUGGCGCUAUUGUUUUGUUCAAAUUUAACUCCAUUCCUGCUGCGUCAUAAACAUCACUAAACACAACUCGAAAGAUGUUUGUCGUGAAAUACCGUGAUGUUGAACGCAGUUAAAGAUUAUUUAACACCCAAGACAUUCAGUAUCCCAGCAUACGUAUGUUUGAUUGCUCAACUUCUCUGUGGCCUGGUAUUUACAAGCAUUGUUGUUGCUUUAAGAGUCGGAGAGUUUGCGAAAUUUAACUGCGCUGUCGGCCCUGAAAGUGCGGCCUCGAACAAGACGACUGUCGAGAAAACAUGUUAUUCAAGAUAUGAAGAGAAGUAUAACUCUCCACUGCCAUUUUAUGCCUUUGUCAUCCUGAGUAUUUGGUUUCCUAUUUUUGUCGCUGCUAUUUAUUCUCUCUCAGUUCGUAAUCGCGUUAAAAAAAUCAGUGGCUCAAAUGAUGAACCACAAAAUGACGCCGAAGCAGGAAACGAAGUACACAAUAGAAGAUCAUUUUAUGUCUAUUCCUAUUUCUUCCAUCUUAUCAUCCGUUUGUUAUUCGGGCUAGUGUUUACCAUCCUGCAGUAUGCUGUGUUUUUCCGCAGCGGUUUCGAUUUUGAAUUCAGUUGUGAUGAACCAGCAUCAGAUGUGACGUCGAAGAUAGCAAAGAAUGCAAGUGUCAGUCAGUUGAAUAGUACAACGUCAACAAUAACAUGCGAGAAUUCUACUGCAUCGGAGAAGCAGUUAUGGGGAGGGAUUGUGUGUGCGUUGAACACGAUUUUUGCCGCGAUAAUAUUUGUGGAAGUGAUUUAUCUUUGCCGACGAUUUUGCUCUGGAGUUGACUUUGUUCAUGACACUAAGUUUAUCACUGAUUAUUUUUCUCAUAACCAAUACGCAUGGGUCGACCUUGACCUUAUACCUCACCGUGACCCUGACCCUGGCCCUAACCGUGAAACCAGCCGUGGCCACAACCCAGACUCUUAUCCUGAUCCUCAUACUAACCGUGAUGACCGUAACUUUGAAUGCUUAGAUUAUUACAAAAGACGUGUUUUAGAACAGUCUCCCACACCUGACGUAAUUUAUGGACCGAAAACUGGUUUGGAUGAUUUGUUUAUUGACGUUGUUAUUCACACUGAACGAGCUCGUCACAACUUUCCAAACAACAUGGAUAGAUAUGAAAUAUUUGAUGUCUACAUGAAAGUUCCCGAUGAUUCUAUACGUCUGGAAAAGGUAAAAGAUUUAUUUUAUCCCAAUGAGGAUACUAAAGGGAAACGUCCUCGUACAAUUCUAGCGGUUGGCCGUCCUGGAAUAGGAAAGACUGUCUUGACGGGAGAAAUUAUGCGCGAUUGGGCGAAUGAAGUUGACGAGUUUUAUUCUUGUAAGAUUGCCUUCUAUUUUAAAUUUAGAUGGUUUAAUCUUACCGAAUGGAAAAGCAAUGAUCUUAAAACGUUCCUUUGUUGUGGAACGAGACUAAGAGAUGUAGAGUUUGAAAGUAUUUUUCUGGAAAUAACUAAAGAACCAGAAAAAACUCUUCUUAUUUUUGAUGGUUUGGAUGAUUUUGAUGGCGACAUCAAAGACUGCUUAGACCCCCUACCGCGUCAAAACAACCCUGAUAUUCGUAUGCCUGCCAUUUCGUUGUUUAUUCAGUUGAUUUCUGGCCAAUUUUUGCCUGGGGCAACGAUUCUGGUUACAACUAGACCAACCGCAUCUGAUUUUUACUCCAGAUUUGAAUUCGAUAGGAAUGUGGAGAUUAUUGGUUUCACCUCGGAGAAAAUUGAACAUUACGUGAGCAAAUUUUGUGAAAAUCAUAAGAGAAGUGACCUGAAACCAGAGAUGUGGAAGCACAUAAAUUCCUCGUCGGACUUGUUAAAUUUAUGUUACAUCCCAGUGAAUUCGUUCAUAGUUUCCACCGUACUGUUUGGAUAUCUCACUGAUCCUAGGAACGAGACCGCUGUUCUUCCAACAACACUGACUGAAGUAUAUCAGGCCGCCAUAAAGCAUUUUGAUAAGCAUCACUACAGAAAGACAGACGGACCGUCUUCUGAAGCAAUCAAGAAUCUUCAACUGAAGGCAUACGAAGGUAUUAAAAAUGGACAACUGGUUUUCAAUGAAGAAUCAAUUGAUGAAGAAAUGAGAAGGUCUGGUUUAUUAAACAAGUUGUCCAACCCUAUUUACGCCGCAAUUCAAGAACAGUUUUGCUUCAUUCAUUUGACUCUACAAGAAUUUCUUGCUGCAAAACACGUGAUUGAAACGCAAUCUCCAGAAGAAAUAAAGAAUUUUAUCUCUUCCAAGGUUAAGGAUGGUAAAUGGCAUUUAGUGCUUCAAUUUAUUGCUGGAAUAUUGGGCCAGAAAAUAAAGACGUUUGGAGAAGAGUACCAGCCCUACAAAGAUUGUGUCUUGGCGUUUGCAGAAAGCUUCAGAGUAAAUGAUGGUGAACAUGCUUUUGGUACUGAUUAUGUUUCAUUGUUUGUGAUGAAAUGUUUUAGGGAAGCGGGUGAUGAAGAUAUUGUUAAAGAGGCUUGCGAAAGAACUGCUAUAAAUGUUGGACGUCUAUCCUACGACCCUCGGCAUGAUGACAAUCAUUUCCUUUCCUCAAGUGAGUGGGCCGCUGUCAUUUUCGUUUGUAAAUGCAUCAAGGAAUUGAAAGUUAUAGAGAUAGUGGCGCCCGAUUGGAGUGAGGAAUGUUACAGGGAAUUUUGUGUAUUGCUACAACAAAGAUGUAUAAAAGAAUUGGUGUUGGUGCGACCUAGUAUGCUUAUGGGAGAUAGAAUUUUCUCUUACUUUAUUUCCCUUUUUCCAGGAGGACUUCUCUUCAAGGCUCUUAAAAACUUGAAGUGUACAUUGGACCACGAGCACAGCAAGCUUACUAAAUUAAAUGUUCGCGGACUUUUAACAUGGCGUGAAAAUUUGCCGAUGAUAGUGGAAUUUUUUGAACACGGACAUGCAAGUUGCCUUAAAACAUUAGGCCUAGGAAAAUGUCGCUUAACUUUAUUAGAAAUAGGCGUAAUAUGCAAAGUCCUCGACAACAAACUUUGUCCUGAACUUACAUAUCUUGAUCUUUUUGGCAAUAUGUUUCGUGAUGAAGGUGUAAGAGUGUUGUGUAAUGCUCUUAUUAAAUGUCGUCAACUGAAGCUUACUGGACUGAAUCUUAAUUCGUGUUUACUGACUAAUGAAUGCAUACCUUCGCUAUGUGAACUAUUGAAAGAUGAACAUUGCAAACUGACGCACUUGGAUAUAGGAAUGAAUAAUCGUAUAAGUGAUGAAGGUGUUCGUAUGUUGUGCGAAGAUGUUUUAACAAAUGAACAUUGCAAGUUGGCUGAGUUGAACCUUAAUUUCUGUUCAUUAACAGAUCAAUGUAUACCCUGGUUACGCGAGGCACUGCUAGAUAAACGCUGUGUACUUAAUGAUUUGUCUAUAGCUGGAAAUAAGUUUACCGCGGAAGGAUUGGCGUCUCUUGGUGAACUAGAAACAUAUGAAGUUUGUAAAGCAAGAGGUUUAAGAGUCCGAAAAUAACGUUUAUGCCGUGUUAUGAUAUAUUUAACAUAAUUGCAUGUUCUUAAAAUGAUUUACCUAAGGCCCGUUUACACUUGCAA